Molecule: messenger RNA, 2971 nt
Organism: Cyprinodon variegatus (sheepshead minnow)
Lineage: Eukaryota; Metazoa; Chordata; Actinopteri; Cyprinodontiformes; Cyprinodontidae
Gene: gpr146
Product: G protein-coupled receptor 146
Exons: 2
Coding region: 336-1337 (333 amino acids)
Biological process (GO): G protein-coupled receptor signaling pathway
Cellular component (GO): membrane
Molecular function (GO): G protein-coupled receptor activity
Source: RefSeq, a predicted model, not a curated record
ACACUGCAGGACUCGGCAGCAGCAGCAGCAGCAACUCUCCAGCCGUAGUAGUAAACUCUCUAACGGUCGGCCCCCUUUUUCUAAACCGAAAAGCCUGGUUUUAAAAAGUUGAUAAAUGACGGAGGACUUAACGGAAACCGGCCGCGCUCCCUGAAAUCCUCAUUCGGAUUUUCGCGGAGUAUAAAGGAGAGACUUUGUUUUCGGAUGAAGCAACCGAGAAAUGCCAGUGGAAAUGCUACAUCCGAAUCCAAUGCCUCCUUAGGUUUGACACCGAUCCAAACCCAUACGUUUGUGUGGAUCUGUUGAGAGAGCUUGGCCAGCGUCGGAGCCCAGCGAUGUGGAGCUGCAUGCUUUACAAUGAGACGGACACCAUUGUGGACUUCCAGCUCUGCCAGGAUUUGGGCCUUAUCCUGUCAGUCCUCUCCCUCAUCUACCUCCUGGUCUGCUUCCCUUUGGGGCUGUGCUAUAACGUGCUGCUAGUGGUUGUGAACCUCUCCAACAAGGUCUCCAUGACCAUGCCGGAUGUCUAUUUUGUCAACAUGGCCAUCGCGGGACUUGUCCUCAACCUGAUGGCACCAGUGGAGCUCCUCGGCUCAACGUUCACCCGCUGGCACGCAUGGGAAUGUAAUGACGAGGUCCACAUCACUCUGCUCAUCCUCUUCAACAUCUCUUCUCUUGUCAUCAUGUAUUCCACCACCCUGCUGAGCCUGGACUACUAUAUAGAGCGGGCGCUGCCUCGAACCUACAUGUCCAGCGUUUACAACACCAAGCAUGUCUGCGGGUUCAUUUGGGGCGGCGCGGUGCUGACUAGCUUCUCCUCGCUUCUCUUCUAUGUGUGCAAUCACAUCCCUACUAAGAUGGUUGAGUGCUCCAAGAUGCAGAACAAGGAGGCCGCCGACGCCAUCAUGAUGUUCAUCGGUUACGUGGUUCCAGCCGUGGCCGUGCUUUACGCUUUUGUGCUCAUUUUACGCAUCAGGAAAGAGUCCACCCCUCUGGAUCAGGAUUCUGCUCGCUUGGACCCGUCUAUACACCGGCUGCUGCUAGCCUCAGUGUGUGUGCAGUUUGUCCUGUGGACCCCAUACUACAUGACCCUUUUGGUGCACACCAUAGCAGGUGCCCCGGGGCAUAUGAGCAGCAGGUAUUACUUGGCUUCCUUUGACUUCAUGAAGUGUGUAUCUAAGCUGCUGGCGUUCUCCAGCAGCUUCGCCAUGCCUCUCAUGUACAGACAGAUGAACAAAAACUUCUCCGGCAAGCUUCAUCGGCUGCUCAGGAGGCUGCGUUGCAGGGAGCAGUCCUGCCCUCAUGAACACUCAGCAGUGCAGCAAGUGGUGACGUGAAACGUCACGUCGGGAUAUCAAACACACACACACCUCUCUUUUCCAGUUAUUGGCCCAGCCAGCACUUAUCUCGCCUCACUGCUCCACUCCUGCAGAACCAGCAUGUGACUGGGCUUCCCCGAGGAUCUGGGCUGUAUGUGGAGCGCUAUUUCCUGUCCCUGUCCAGAACUUGAUCUUAUCCAUCUGUGACGGUCAAAAUCAAGGACGUUUAAGAAACGAAAAAAAAAAUUAAGUGCUGCUUUUAGUCAGAGAGGAGAUCCUUGUGGUAGUUUAGGUUCGUACAAUCAUCUGAUCUCAGCCAAGUUAGUUUAAUCGAAGCAUCAAUGUAAAGCUACUUUCAAGCAGCAUACUGAUCACAGUUUGUCUCUAUGUGUCAAUUAGGAGAUUUUACUUACACACCACUACCUAAAUUUAAUCGUGUGACUCAUAAUAAUUUUUUUGUAGCAUUGAAGCUUUUUUUUUUCUAACACACCAGCUAAACCAAUGAGCUUUAAACGCUAAAAAUAGGAAAAAUAGAGAUGCAUUGAUCAGACCUUUUGUGGUUCAUACUUUUUUCUGAUGCUGUCUGAUUCUUAUUUUGUUUUUGUUUUAUUUUCAUUCAAGUAAAUAUAAAGGUAAAUCUCAGAUUCGUUAGCGUUUAUAGGAUACAGUUAUACAUCAAGUCAGAUGUUAUUAACCUGUAUGUGAUUUUAAUAACACUUUAAUAACAUGCAUCAUAAAAAAAACUGAAUCACACACCACCAAUAUUUGAAGUUCUUUGUUUUGACGCAUCUAAUGUAUGAAAAUAAAUGUUUUUAGCCUUUGAUCUGCCAAUCAGGACUAAAUAGAUUUCUGGGUGACUGAUUAGUGCAUCUCUAUGAAAUGGUGCUUUUUUAGUGCUUCAUACAAAUGUUUAAUGUUACAGUUCAGGAUUUCUGAUCAUAAAGUUGACUAAUCCUCAUAUUUCUUAAGGAAAAGAAUCAUAUUAUUUUGUAGAAUCUGUUAACCAGCAGCAGAUCCAGUUUGCAGCGAUGAGUAUUGUAAUGAAGACAUGUCCACUGAUUCCUUUCCACAGAGAGAUUAUUCAUGCAUGUGCCGAGCUCCUCAGCACAUUUCCUACUGUAGAUUUAUUGGAACCCUCACCACCUUAAAAUCGCACUUGACAGAUAGAAGUGAAGCUUGUAUUCAGGGCUCAACAUAACCGGCGUACCUCUUACUUCUCUGCUGAAACAUUCUCGUUAAUCAUAAGCAGCUCCAAUGAGCUCUUUAACCUGAGCUUGACCGCCCAGCCUCAGAUUUUUCUCAGAGUUGUGUUUCACCUCCGCGGGUAUUCUGUAUGCUGAGUUUCACACAGGUUCAGCAACGUCCAUGCAAAGUGUUGUAAGCAAACACAAGCGGUUUGGAGGUUUUUUGGUGAGUGGAAACUUUCUUACUCUCUGGAUCAUAGGAGGAAGAAAAAAAUCUGGAAAUAAGGAAAGAACUUGCAGAUCGAAAACACCGGUUUUAUUAUGCAACUUUGAGACAUGAACCAUAAUGCUGCUCAGAUACAUUUAAGCUACUUCGCUUUUUGUCUGCCAAUUAUUUAAAAGAGUAUAUAUUGUUGAGCUCUUCCUAUUAAAUGCUAAAUAAAAAGGUUACAAAAUCACACUUUGUUU